Metarhizium brunneum ARSEF 3297 is the source of this 2385-nucleotide messenger RNA. It is a transcript of the gene MAK5, whose product is annotated as ATP-dependent RNA helicase MAK5. Gene Ontology annotation, cellular component: nucleolus. Lineage: Eukaryota; Fungi; Ascomycota; Sordariomycetes; Hypocreales; Clavicipitaceae. Gene Ontology annotation, molecular function: ATP binding; RNA helicase activity; nucleic acid binding. The record is from RefSeq and is a predicted model, not a curated record.
AUGGUACCACAGUCUAAGAAGCGCAAGGUUUCGCCGACCACUGGGCCUGAACCGAAGCGAAACAAGAACUUGCAAAAGGCAGGCACCCGACCGAAAGCACAUGCGAAGACGAGCGGAAAGUUCAAGAACAAGACGAAACCUACUCCGGUUGGACGUGCCGUACUCGAUCCCUCGGCCCUGGCAUGGGAAUCAGUGGGUGAAGAUUUUGGCGGACUUCAGGUCCUCUCUGGCGUGGACGUGGUGAAGAAUGGCGAAGCAGUCCAGUUCGUCGUGAAGAGCGAUAAAACGAACAGUCAGCCCGUAGUGUCCGAUAGCGAAGAUGAAGAGGAGUCUUUUGAAGGGUUUGGCGACGACAUUGUGGCGCGCGAGCCUGUCGAUUCCGGCGAAGCUGGCGAUUCUCAAGAUAGCUUGGAGGGCGAGAAAUCUCAAGAAACGAUUUCAGCAGUCAAGCAGGGCAAGGCCAGCAAGACCCAAAAGGGGCAACAACAAAGCGACAACGGCACGCAGAAGAAAUCCAAACAACAGAAGAUUGCCGACAAAAAGCUACAAAAGUCCGCUUCACAUGGGGCCGGCAACGAGUUCCUGGCGCUGGCAGCAAUGGCGGACGAAGAAGCCGAAACCGACGACCUCGACAUGGGCGACUGGGUGGCGUUGAAUUUGUCGCCCAACUUGGUGUCGGCGAUUGCAAAGUUGGGAUUCUCGAAGCCGACUGCCAUUCAAGAAAAGUCGAUACCGGAAAUUAUUGCCGGCGGAGAUGUGAUUGGUAAAGCGCAGACUGGUUCCGGAAAAACACUGGCUUUUGGUAUUCCCAUUGUCGAAAAAUGGCUGGACACGCAUGAGGAGCAAGAAGACCAGGCGGGGGAUGAUGAUGACCAGCCGAACAAGAAGAACAGGGAAGGUCCCAUGGCUGUGAUUCUCAGCCCGACAAGAGAAUUAGCUAAGCAGAUUGGUGAUCACAUUAAAGCCGUAUGCGACGGGCUUCCCGCAUCUCCAUAUAUUUGCGUUGUUACCGGAGGCUUGAGUAUUCAGAAGCAACAACGACAGUUGGAGAAGGCAGAUAUCGUGAUUGGUACCCCAGGUCGCUUGUGGGAGGUGCUUGAUGGAGAUGCAAAGCUCCAAGAACAGUUUACUCGAAUCAAGUUCUUGGUGGUCGAUGAGGCGGAUAGGCUUUUCAAAGUCGGACAGUUCAAGGAGGCGGAAGAUAUUAUUGGCGCCUUGGAUAGAGAGAACCCCGAAGAGAAUGGAUACUCUGACACUUCUGAUGCAGAAGAUGAAACCAGGGAGCGGCAAACGUUGGUAUUUUCGGCUACUUUUGACAAGAACUUGCAGACAAAACUCGCAGGCAAGGGCAAGAGUGCCAAAACUGGGAGUGACGAGGAAAAGAUGGCGUAUCUCAUGAAGUGUCUCAAGUUCCGGGGCGAGCCCAAGUUCAUCGAUGUCAAUCCUGUGAGCCAGAUGGCGGAUAAUCUUCGCGAGGGUCUGAUUGAGUGCGGAGCGAUGGAAAAGGAUCUCUAUCUAUAUACAGUGCUCUUAUUAAACCCCGGCCGUCGAACACUGGUUUUUACUAAUUCCAUUUCCGCCGUUCGCCGAAUCACCCCCCUCCUCCAGCACCUCAACCAAAACGCACUGCCCUUGCACUCACAAAUGAUCCAAAAGGCUCGCCUGCGGUCCCUGGAAAAGUUCACCGCAGCACGAAACACCAUUCUCGUAGCUACCGAUGUUGCUGCGCGAGGUCUCGAUAUCAAGGAAGUGGACCAGGUUAUUCACUAUCACGUCCCGCGUGCCGCAGACACUUACGUCCAUCGCUCGGGCCGCACAGCCCGCGCCGACCGCAGCGGUGUCAGCAUCAUCCUCUGCUCGCCGGAUGAAGUCCUCCCGACCAGAAGACUUGCCAGUAAAGUCCACGCCGAGCGAGCCUCAUCUGGCAAGAAACAGCACAUCAUUGAGAGCCUGCCCAUCGACCGGAAGAUUGCCUCUCGUCUUAAACCACGCUUGGAUCUGGCCAAGAAAAUCACAGAUGCAAUCUUGGCCAAGGAAAAGGCCCACAGCAACGAUGCUUGGCUCCGCAACGCGGCCGAGGAGCUCGGUGUGGAAUAUGACUCUGAGGAAUUCGAGGCCACCGAGUCGAGUGGUUGGGGUGGAGGCAGCAGAGGCGGCGGUCGACGGAGGAAGGAGAAGGAGGCGAAGGCUUUGACCAAGGCGGAGAUGGGUGUACUAAAGGCUCAGCUGAGGCAAGAGUUGAGUCAGAGGGUGAAUUUGGGCGUGAGCGAACGGUACAUUACAGGCGGCAGAGUAGAUGUUGCGCAGCUGUUGAAGGAGAGGGAUAAUUCGGUACGCGGCAUCUUCUUGGGCGGUGAUAAUUUGGGACUGGGUCUGGGCCUGUGA